Molecule: messenger RNA, 351 nt
Organism: Ochotona curzoniae (black-lipped pika)
Lineage: Eukaryota; Metazoa; Chordata; Mammalia; Lagomorpha; Ochotonidae
Gene: CATSPERH
Product: transmembrane protein 262
Exons: 3
Coding region: 1-351 (116 amino acids)
Source: RefSeq, a predicted model, not a curated record
AUGCGCUGGCGUGACCGCCUGGCUGUGCUUUUCUUUCCGCCAGGCAUGACACUGACAGUGGCAGCGCUUCUGCUCUUCCUCAUCCACCUCGCCGUCUUCAUCAGUGACGUCCACAGCUUCUGUUUCACCCACCACUACGACCGCAUGAGCUUCCACUACACGGUGGUCCUGAUGUUCUCCCAGGUGAUCAGCAUCUGCUGGGCUGCCAUCGGGUCACUCUACGCCGAGAUGACACAUGACAAGUUUCUGCGGUGUUUUGCACUGACCAUCCUGAUGCUCAACGGCGGCAUGUUCUUCAACCGCCUGUCCCUGGAGUUUCUGACCAUUCAGUACCGGGAGGAGAGCCACUGA